AGCCAGGUUGCCAUACAUUUGACACAUUAACAUUUGGUAUUUUCAAACACUAGUCAACGGCAUCACUGGCUCAUAUAAAUAAACAAAACCCGCCGGAGAAAGUGGCGAUAAACAGCGCCCAUAAAACGUCAAGAUGCGUGACUGGAUGCCAGUGCUCUUCUGCGGACUGUCCGUGCCGAUCUCGCUGUUCAUGUGGCUGGGCAAUGUGGCGCUGUCCAAGUUCUGGAGCAGUGACUUUGAGGGUUAUCCGACAGAGUCCCGGGUGAUUCCGCCGGUGCGCUGGCUCUUCUCCACACUGGCGCCCUUGGCCCUGAUGACUGUGGCUCUGCGCCGGAGGAGCGUCAACCGAUCUGGAGCUGCGCUGGGCAUUCUGGUGGCCUUCAUUCUCUCCAUCGCCAGCCAUCCGUUCUUCGCCAGCUUGGUGGUGUUCUUCUUCAGCUCAUCGCGGGCCACCAAGUUCCGCGCGCACAUGAAACGCCGUUUCGAGAGCGAUUUUCGCGAGGGCGAAGGCCAACGAAACUGGAUACAGGUACUCUGCAACGGAGGCAUGGCCGCCCAGCUUGCAUUGCUUUAUCUGCUGGACUGCGGUAGUGGCGAGCGGGCGGUGGACUUCGCACGAGAAUACCGAUCCAGCUGGCUGGGUGUGGCCGUUAUGAGUGCGUUUGCCUGUUGCAAUGGCGACACCUGGUCCAGUGAACUAGGAUCCGUGCUGUCGCAACGCGAUCCAGUUUCUAUCAUCACCUGGCGCAGAGUGCCGCGCGGUACCAAUGGUGGGGUUUCGUUGCUCGGCGUCGCGGUGAGUCUGCUCGGCGGUCUGCUCGUCGGCUUUGGCUAUUUCGUCACCGUUCGUUACACGGUUGAGGCCAAAAUGCUUCUGAUUAGCCCACCACAAUGGCCAAUCAUCGCCUUCGGUGGCAUCGCUGGACUUUUUGGGUCCCUUUUGGACUCUGUCCUAGGUGGUCUGCUGCAGUUCUCGGGCAUCAAUGAGGAAGGCAAGAUUGUGGAUACACCUGGAAAGGGAGUGCGCCACGUAAGCGGACUGCGCAUCCUGGACAACCAUAGUGUCAACCUGAUUUCCAGCAUCGUCACCGGCGUCACCAUUCCUCUCCUGGCCCAGAGAUUCUGGCCCGUGCGCUAAUGCUGUUUUGGAUUAGGAUUAGCUGCAUUCAAUAGCUAAAAAUGUCAAAGGCUGCCUCACAAGAUUGAAUUCCGUGUUAAACAUAAACCCAUCCUCAUAAAGCCUUUUAGACAGAUAUAUUUUUAUGAAGCUUACAUAUCGCCUAGCGAACUAACCAACCUAUGAGACUCGAUGAAAACAACGAUUGGGCACCGAAUAGCCAAGGCAGUUAGAUUAUAUUUACUCUAAGGUAGCUAACCAUGUUCCUUUACGGAUUAUGACGUUGUUGUUACUGUGACUGUUCACCUCCAUUUUGUGUAUUAACUCUACUAAACACGAACCGUACAUGUGGAUCUAUUGUCAUUGUCUCGAAAUUCUCGUACGUGACGGAAUACAUUUUCUGAUUUGGUUAUGUAUAUUCUUAUGGCGUCAUCUCAAGUUGUUUUCAACAAUUUGGAGAUCAAUGAUUGGUUCCCGCUGGAAUAAUUUUAGCAGACCUCGCUCCAAAUCGAAUGUUUUGCUUAUUGCACAAGCAAUUGCUGUUGUGGUGAUUAAAAUAUUCAUGAAAUUUCUAUAACACAAUUCGAAAUUUUUGAAUUUGAGGUAAUAGAAUAGAAUUAAGUUCUUCAACUGAGGGUUUUAAAAAUAUCUUUUGUUCGAAAUAUAGCUACUACUCAUAAAGUCUUCGAAUCCAUUGUUGUUAGUACAUUAAAACAUGAAUCCAAUUG
Drosophila melanogaster (fruit fly) is the source of this 1845-nucleotide messenger RNA. RefSeq lists its product as uncharacterized. Lineage: Eukaryota; Metazoa; Arthropoda; Insecta; Diptera; Drosophilidae. Bases 134 to 1138 code for a protein of 334 amino acids. The record is from RefSeq and is marked reviewed. Gene Ontology annotation, cellular component: membrane. The transcript is spliced from 3 exons.